This is a messenger RNA of Pteronotus mesoamericanus, 672 nucleotides long. It is a transcript of the gene CUNH10orf95, whose product is annotated as chromosome unknown C10orf95 homolog. The record is from RefSeq and is a predicted model, not a curated record. The transcript has a single exon. Bases 1 to 672 code for a protein of 223 amino acids. Lineage: Eukaryota; Metazoa; Chordata; Mammalia; Chiroptera; Mormoopidae.
AUGUACUCAUACAGCGGCCUGGCGCCCGGGGAAAGCGUCUGGCCUCCACUGCAGCCCCUCACCUACACUUACCUGUCCGGCCCCCUACUGCUGUCCCCCGUGCAGACCCACAAUAUCUGCAGCUGGCCCCAAGCCCUGAGCACCGGCGACUGGACGGCCCCGCGGGAAUACCACUGUUUCCACGGCCCGGGCGCACCCCUGGGGGCCGCGACCCCCUGGUGGGCCUUCCCGCAGGCCUACGUCGCGACUCUGCGCCAGCCCUUCCCCGUGCUCGGCUAUUCGGGGCCGUCGCUGCAGAUGCCCGCUGAGGCAGGGACACCCGCGCCGGAGAGCUGGGCGCAGUGGCCGGAGGGCAGUAGCCUGCAGGCACAGCUGCGCUGGGGCCACGUGGAGCACACGCUAGGCCCGCGCCUAGAGCUACCGGACGUGGUGCGCCGGGAGCUGCGGCGCGUGUACGGCACGUACCCACGCACCGACGUGCGCGUCACUUUCCGCGGCGGUGAGUUCCUGCUUCAGGCCGUGCCGCUCGUCAGGGAGCCGCAUUACAGCGAGCAGAGGCCUCUGCAGCGCCCGACUGCCAGCAGCAGCGGCAGCAGCGGCGGCGGCGACCGCAGCCUCGCCAGAGAAACGGUGGAGCGCGGCAGCCGGAAGAAGAGAAAAGGCCUGGGCUGA